Messenger RNA from Hevea brasiliensis (rubber tree), 755 nucleotides. RefSeq names its product agamous-like MADS-box protein AGL103. The coding region runs from base 124 to 672 and encodes 182 amino acids. Gene Ontology annotation, molecular function: DNA-binding transcription factor activity, RNA polymerase II-specific; protein dimerization activity; RNA polymerase II cis-regulatory region sequence-specific DNA binding. The record is from RefSeq and is a predicted model, not a curated record. Gene Ontology annotation, biological process: regulation of transcription by RNA polymerase II. Lineage: Eukaryota; Viridiplantae; Streptophyta; Magnoliopsida; Malpighiales; Euphorbiaceae. The transcript has a single exon.
AAUAUAAAUCGACUAAGGGGAAAGAUUUCCUAAUCCUACCACUAUAAGGAAAGCCUCUUCCAUCAUAGAAUAAAUAAACAAAUUUCUCUUUCUGAAAAAACUAACAAGAAAAGAAAAUACACCAUGAAUCGGAACAACGGGCCGUUGACUCCUCGCAAAGCCAUCUUCAGGAAGAGAAAGGAAACAUUGAAGAAGAAAGCAGAAGAGCUCUCCUCCCUGUGCGGUGUUCCAGUUUGCCUAAUCUGUUAUCAACCAGAUGGGAAGAUCGAUACAUGGCCCGAAGAUAAGAAGGAGGUUGAUGAUAUUCUCAUGAAAUAUACACGUGAAGAAAACAUAAACCUGCAGCCUGCAGUAGGGUUUUUGGACGCAGAGAACAACAAUCAAGCUUCUGUGGUGAUCAAGAACGAGAACAGGAAAGAAAAGAAGGAGAAGAAGAAGAAGAAAGUGUUUGAAACAUGGGACACAAGGCUUGAUAACUUACCUGAGGAAUCUUUAAUGGAUAUUUUGACGGUGUUGGAGGAGAAGGAAGAGAUUUUGGAGGAAAGAAUAUUGCAGGUAGAUAAGUCUAAUUCCUAUCCUGAUUCUAAUAGUAAUACAGAAGAUGAUAACGAUGAUUUUAGGAUUUUAGCAAGAAAAUCCAACCAAGAAACCUUAGAGUUUUUGCAACUUUAGAUAUGUUGACAAGAACAACAAAUUGAUCAAGUUGUUUCCUUAAACCUUUUCUUUUUCUUUAAUUUUUAUUAUCAUUCUUGUAA